AUGGCGACAGCUACCACACCAAUCACUCCCCUUCCUUCAGCCCCAACCUCGAAGCUCAGUCAUCUCUCGCAAGACGAGCAAGACGCGCUCAAAGCUGCCGUCUUCCAACGCCUCCACCCACGCGCCUAUCUCGAAAAGUUCCUUGCAGAAGGCGUAAGACCAGAUGGUCGCCCAUUUGAUGGCUUCCGUGACGUGUCUGUGAAUGUCGGCUCCAUUUCUACGGCAGAUGGUUCGGCACUGGUUCGGAUGGGGAAUACGACGGUCGUAUGUGGUGUCAAGGCAGAGAUCGCGGAGCCUGAGUUGGAUAAGGAAGAGGAGGGGUUCUUGGUACCCAAUCUCGACCUACCAGCAAUGUGUUCGCCCAAGUUCAAGCCUGGUCCGCCGUCAGAGGAGGCCCAGGUACUUUCAGAUAGGCUUAACCAAGCUUUGCUCGCCUCAAACCUCCUACCAUUGAAAACAUUGUGCAUCGAGAAAGGGAAGGCUGUUUGGGUGCUCUACGUCGACGCAACCUGCAUCAACUACGACGGAAACGCAUUUGACGCGACACUGUUGGCGAUGGUGGCGGCUCUCCGGAAUACUACUUUGCCGAAAGCGACCUACAACGCGGAGACAGGUCAGACACUAUGCUCGCGGAAGACGCUCCGUGUGCCCCUCCAGCUUUCGCCUAGCUCACCCAUCAGCAUGUCUUUUGGGAUCUUCGACUCAAAAGAUGUGCUAGCCGAUCCAACAUCGUUCGAAGAACCUCUGCUCGACACGACCAUUUCCAUCAUCCUUGGAGAUUUCAACCAAAUCGUAUCAGUAUCGCAGUUUGGUUCUGCUACAUUAAUUGCAAAAGAAGAUGGGCAGGAGACGAGACGAGACACUUUGCCGAAGUGCAUCGAGGUUGCGAAGGCAAGACGGGAGGAAGUCGCAAACGAGAUCUUUACCCAAUGA
This is a messenger RNA of Cyclocybe aegerita, 933 nucleotides long. The record is from the annotation of a GenBank genome assembly. NCBI's taxonomy places the organism in Eukaryota, Fungi, Basidiomycota, Agaricomycetes, Agaricales, Hemipholiotaceae.